ACCUCAUACGCGGAAACGCGAACCUUUUACGCCGUCCGGACACUCCGGACGCGCCGGAGAGAACCGGCGGCGGUAUAAAACGAUGCGUUCAUCAGUUGGCGCGAUCAUACGCCGAGCAGUGUGCGGCAAACAGUGGACCGCGGAUUCGUAACGACAGAGAUUAUCAAACCCAAACAGCAAUUAUGACGCCGAUAUCUGGUAUACUGAUACUCGUCAUUUCCAUUAUGGCUACAUCGAGUAUCAGUUCCGUUGUUCCGUCCUAUCAAAAAUGUAAUACUAAUGAGGACUGCAAAUCAAGUUCCUGUUGCUUGCUAGGGCCUUCAAGGUACGCGUUACCGUCUUGCAUGCCGUACCAACAAAAAGGUGAGCAAUGCCGAAUGAACGCUGACACUAUCACGACCAACCUGUCUUAUCCGGACAAUUCGCAAAUAGAAGUUAAAGAUAUUCACUUGAUUUUGUGUCCCUGCGCCGACGGAUUAUCCUGCGAUUUCGGCAUCUGCGAAGAAGAUGCUUAGAAGAAUUAUUUGUCAAUUGAAGCAAUCGGGAAACAUCAGGAUUAUGUGGAACCUAGUCGGAAUAUGUUCACGAAAAAUUAAAGUAUUGUUAAUUAUCAUUAUUCUGUUAUAUUAUUUUAGCGCGUUAUUAUUUUCUUAUUUUUAUUACCAGAAAUGUUAAUUACACGAAGAGAACGAUUGUGCCGAAAUACAGAUGUAAAAUUAUGCUGGACUAUUAAAUAAUUAUAUUGGACAUUUAAAAUGAUUUUUAGUAUGUCAAAAUUUUUUUAGAUCAAUCAUCGUGUUCUCAUACGUAAUUAUAUUUUAAUUAAUAGUUCAACAUCAAAUUAUUUUCAGAUUUGUAUUUAGCUAAACUUUUAGAUAUUGCAAUAAAAUGAUUCUUUUUGUAUAAAUCUAGUAAAUAAUUAAUUGAAAUAAAUUAAGAACAGAUUCAAAAUGCACAAUUAAUAUUUAUUUAUAAAAACUGUUUAAUUGUACGCAAUAUUUUAAAAAAAUAUGUUUAUGGCAAUCAUUUUUAAGAGAAUUACAAUGGUAGAAUAAUUUGAAACAAAACUUAUAUGUUCCUUUCCGUAACUUAUAUGUUUAUUAUAGUACCAAUCAUAUUAUAAUACCAUAUAAUACUUGUAUAUUAUAAUACCAGCAAUCUCGUUUUAGACUUGUUUUUACUGACACAAAGUAGCAUUGUAAAUAAUUCAAAUGGCAUUAACUUUUUGACUGCUCUUGAUAUCAUCUUUUCAAUACUUAAUUUUAUCGUCGUAAUAUUUACUAGUGUUGUGUGACAUUAGCAGAUAUUACAGUAAAUUAUAUAUAAAUUAUAUAUAUUGAAAAAGUAACAAUGUAAUAAUGCCAAAACUUUUGCACUGGUCCAAUAUUUAUAUAUUUUAACUUGAAAAAAAUUUUUAAUGAACUUUGUGCCACUUAUAUUAAAGUUUAGAAUAGUACUGACUUUAAAUCGAUUUGUACUCUUUUAGCUUACUAUAUGUAAACAUUAUUAUAUGUAUUUUAAUCUGGAAAUCACGGUACUGAAUGAAUAAUUAAAAACAAAAUGUUUAAAACAG
Messenger RNA from Solenopsis invicta (red fire ant), 1573 nucleotides. Its product is annotated as astakine. Bases 183 to 515 code for a protein of 110 amino acids. The record is from RefSeq and is a predicted model, not a curated record. NCBI's taxonomy places the organism in Eukaryota, Metazoa, Arthropoda, Insecta, Hymenoptera, Formicidae. The transcript is spliced from 3 exons.